Messenger RNA from Lathyrus sativus (Indian pea), 225 nucleotides. The record is from the annotation of a GenBank genome assembly. NCBI's taxonomy places the organism in Eukaryota, Viridiplantae, Streptophyta, Magnoliopsida, Fabales, Fabaceae.
AUGGCAACAAAUUCGUUGAAGUUUACUUUGAUGACAAUUUUCAUCUUUGCCAUAGCUCUUUCUCCAACUUUACCGUGCGAUGCUGCACGCGAUUUAGUAACAGGUAAUAAGGUGAUAUGUAUUCAGUGUGUGUGUUGCACUCCACCACCUCCAGGAACUUGCUGCAGCAAGUGUUGUGCUUCUUCUUCUCCACCUCAGACUGAGACCAUUGGGCAAUCUCCAUAG